UAACAAGUUGAUUGAACAAUUUUUUUUUAUUUUUUAAUUAUUUACUUACUUUGAUUUGAUAGAACUUGAACUCGAUGAUUUAUUCUUUUCGACCACAGAUCCAAUUUCAGAAAUAUUGGAACUGUUGUCAAUUAAAAUGUUUGAAAUUCAUCAACCCUCUAGAGCCACCUAGAAACAAUUAAAAAGAAAAUUAACCUAAUUAUCCCAUUCCAACCAGUGGCCUCCAAAUGCAGCAAAUUUUGUUGAAUCCUGGGUUUGCAUUUGAUCAAAAUCCUUCCUGCGUUGAUUAAGUUAGAUGGGAUCGAUUAAAAGGUACUUUAAACAAUUUUCCGUUUUCAGAAUCCAUUUCAGGUACUCUUUUACCCUUUUUUUUAAUGCUUUUGCUGCAUUUCUUUUUAUUCCUUUAGCUAGUAUCAUUUAGAGUUAGAUUUAAAGAUUUGGUAAAUGUAAAUUCCCUCUAUGAGAUGGCCCCAAAUCUGAAAUCCUUCAUUGCUUCGUCUGUCCUUGUUCUAUUCUUAGCAAUCUCUUUUAGUUUUAGCAGAACAAACUACUACAAAAUCUUCAACCUCAAAUCGAGUCUCGCUUCUUACCGCCCUACAUUCCUUCAAUCUGUUUUCUCAUUUGUGCUAAAAACCCCAAAACCCAACAGACCCCAUUGGCCAAAUCCCAUUUCCAGCCCCCCUCACUGUGUUCUAUGGAUGGCUCCCUUCCUUUCAGGUGGUGGGUAUAGUUCAGAAGCAUGGUCUUAUGUUUUAGCACUCGAUGAAUACAUGAAAAGUCGAGAAAACCCGAGUUUUAAAUUGGGUAUUCACCAACAUGGUGAUUUGGAGUCACUAGAGUUUUGGGAGGGAUUGCCUCAAAAUGUAAGGGAUUUGGCAAUUGAGUUGCACCGAACCGAUUGCAGAAUAAAUGAGACCAUUGUGGUUUGCCAUAGUGAGCCUGGUGCUUGGUAUCCCCCAUUGUUUGAAACUCUUCCUUGCCCUCCAACGGGUUAUCAUGAUUUCAUGUUUGUUAUCGGUAGGACCAUGUUCGAGACGGAUAGAUUGAAUUCGGAACAUGUUAAGCGUUGUAAUAGAAUGGAUUCUGUUUGGGUUCCUACUGAGUUUCAUGUGUCCACAUUUGUGCAAAGUGGUGUAGAUCCGUCUAAGGUUAUGAAAGUUGUGCAGCCUAUUGAUGUGAGGUUCUUUGAUCCCUCCAAGUAUGAGCCGUUGGAUAUUGCUUCUGAGGGGAAUCUGGUUUUAGGUGCAAAAGCCCCCAAUUCAAGCCCCGUAAAGGAGUUUGUGUUCUUGAGUGUCUUCAAAUGGGAGUUUAGGAAAGGUUGGGAUGUUUUGCUCGAAGCAUAUUUGAAAGAGUUCUCCAAGGAUGAUGGGGUGGCUUUGUACUUGUUGACUAAUCCUUAUCAUUCUAGUAGAGAUUUCGACAACAAGAUUGUCCAGUUUGUUGAAGACUCUGAUAUGCAAAAGCCAGCUAAUGGAAGGGCUCCGGUGUAUGUCAUUGAUACUCAUAUAGCUCACAUUGACUUGCCUCGACUAUACAAGGCUGCCAAUGCCUUUGUUCUUCCAUCAAGAGGAGAAGGAUGGGGAAGGCCUGUUGUGGAAGCCAUGGCAAUGUCGUUGCCGGUAAUAACAACUAAUUGGUCAGGGCCUACUGAGUAUUUGACAGAGGAGAAUAGCUAUCCAUUGCCAGUGGAAAGAAAGAGUGAGGUAACGGAAGGACCAUUUAAGGGGCAUUUGUGGGCUGAACCGUCAGUUAUUAAGCUUCGAGCUCUUAUGAGGCAUGUGAUCAGUAACGUGGAGGAAGCCAGGGCUAAAGGUAGGCAGGCAAGGAAAGACAUGAUCAAUAGCUUUUCUCCGGAAAUUGUUGCAGAGAUUGUCACAGGUCAUAUACAAAAUAUACUUGACAAAUAACAAGAUGAUGUAUGAUCAUUGCUUCUGGUUUUGAGAUGAUGUUUUCAGGUGAAGAUAUGAUCAGUACGUGGUGAUUUUACAAGAGUUUGCUUGUUUAACAAUUAAACUUAAUGCUUGUCAGUUCAGUUUGGAGGCAAACCAAUUAGGCACAUUAGAACCUUCGUUCUCCCAUCUAGCUAGUCGAAUCAGUUCAGUUGAGGCUAGUCCAUAACAAUAUGCAAAUGUAGUCUGCUUCAUUUAAUGGCUGUUCAUCUUUGUGGUGUAACGUUUUUGCCAUUCCUUUGAUAACGCAAACCCAUGUUAUAUUGUACCCGUAUUACAUGUGUUUGUACUUCAUAGCUUAUAUAAGUUUCUAACUGUUAAAAUGUCCAUUGGAACUUGGGAGACAAAUUCGAAUAUAGUCAUUCAUUAAUGUUCUUUAAAUCAUUCCACAGGCUUUCAACGGUAUGGGAGUCAGUCAGAAAAAGCUAACAUAAUUCAACUUUUGUAACCUGUACUCACGGAAACGGGAAAGAAAAGAUGUAAAACUUAUCCCACAUCGGCUACAUAAGUUAAUUAUUUUGUAUUAAUAAAAGGAAGGUUUAGACACAUCCACUAACAAACUACUAGACGAAGUGAGUGGGUUGAGGCCAAUGCUUGUAACUUGGCCAGACCCAGGAAAGUCCCCGGGCCCUAAACUGCAGAGAUGCAGGCUCGGAAUCGAGCAAAGCUUAAGGCCGUUGGGGUCUGUCCUUACCUAUGGUAAGGCGGGGCAGAGACAAGUGUGGAGCCCUAAUGACCUUAAUGCCGAAGCAACUUGGCCGAUGUUCACAGUUAUUCACUUGGUCCCUAAGCUUGGACUAACUGAACGGGGCUUAUGAUCUAGUAGUAAUAUUU
This is a messenger RNA of Gossypium raimondii (Peruvian cotton), 2783 nucleotides long. RefSeq lists its product as uncharacterized. The coding region runs from base 465 to 1907 and encodes 480 amino acids. Lineage: Eukaryota; Viridiplantae; Streptophyta; Magnoliopsida; Malvales; Malvaceae. The transcript has a single exon. The record is from RefSeq and is a predicted model, not a curated record.